AUGUUCUUUGAACUCGAACUGUGUGCAGUUUGGUGGGCGGCCGAAAAGUGUGACUACUACUUGCGCGGGAUCCACGAGUUCAAGGUCAUCACGGAUCACCGCCCCCUUGUCGGCCUCUUCAAGAAACCUCUUGCCUCCAUCACAAACGGCCGCCUUCAACGACUCCGGGAGAAGUUAAACCACUAUAAUUUUGACUGCAUCUGGGUGGCUGGCAAGACGCAUCUCAUCGCGGACGCCCUGAGUCGUACUCCACUCUUCCCGGCCGACCCUGAGCUGGACGCCUCACUCCGCGAAGAACUAUGCGCUGCUAUCUUGACCGACGACCCCAUCUUUGCCUCUUUGCGUGACUCCAUCGACGAUGACUACAAAGAGCUGCGCGAACACGUUCGUCAGGGCCGCAAAUUCCCACAAAGGGUGUCCCCGUUCCACCAAGUCCGGGUCCGUGUCGAGGAGGAUCUCUUGCUUGUUGGCGACCGGCUUGUAGUCCCUCGCCCCGCUCGUCAGCGCAUUAUCGCUCUGAUCCAUGGAUCACAUUCUGGAUGCACGAAGUCGCUUGAGCUGGCUCGUCAAACAUACUUCUGGCCAGGUAUGAUUCACGAGAUCAAGCAGUUCAUUGCCUGGUGCCCAGAAUGUGUGUCCAUGUUGCCGUCCCAAGCCCAUGAGCCGAUCCUCUCCGCCGCCUCCACGGCCGAAUAUCCCAUGCAGGCGGUCUCCACGGACCUUUUCGACUGUCUGGGCAAGACGUACGUGAUCAUGGUCGACAGGUACUCUGGCUUCCCUUUCAUCUCCAGACUCUCCUCUACAACAACUGAAGCCGUCUGGUCCAAGCUGAUGGGCUGGUUUCAGGACUUUGGGAUGCCUGGUCUAAUCAAGUCUGACGGAGGGCCCCAAUACCGCCAGCAGUUUUCAACCUUGUGUGCGGAGAACAACAUCAUCCAUGAGCAAUCGGCUCCGUAUCAUCCGGAGUCAAACGGCUUGGCCGAGGCAGCGGUCAAGUUGGUGAAGGCAUUGCUCAAGAAAACUGGUGGAGUGGACAACACCGUCUUCAGAUCGGCCCUCCUCGAGUGGCGGAACACUCCAAGAGCAUCCGGAUUCUCCCCCGCCGCUGGCUUCUUUGGUCGCUGGCUCCGCACACGUCUCCCGUCAGCCGAACCGUUGCACCUUGACACGACUUUGCAAGCUGGCUUCGAGUCUGCUCGAUUAGAUGUCGACGCUGCUCGAGUCGAGGCUGCUGGAGGACACAAGCUCCCGCCUCUACAGGUUGGUGACCGAGUCCACAUCCAAAACUACCGGGACAAGGCUUGGUCUUUUGAUGCUGGAGUGGUCACCACCUGUUUCAACUCUGGUCGUUCGUACGAGGUUGCUACCUCCGGUGGAACCUUUCGCCGGAACCGAAUACAUCUCCGGCCUGCUCCUACAUACGGACCGGUUCCACCGGUAGAGACCGGUGUGCCCGCCGUCCCACUUCCGGCCCCGAUUUUGCGUCGAAGUGCUCGUCUCGGUGCCAAAUUGGCUGUCUCAUUCGGGGAUGGAACGAAAUCUGGGUGA
Messenger RNA from Tigriopus californicus, 1548 nucleotides. RefSeq lists its product as uncharacterized. The coding region runs from base 1 to 1548 and encodes 515 amino acids. Gene Ontology annotation, molecular function: nucleic acid binding. The transcript has a single exon. Gene Ontology annotation, biological process: DNA integration. The record is from RefSeq and is a predicted model, not a curated record. Lineage: Eukaryota; Metazoa; Arthropoda; Copepoda; Harpacticoida; Harpacticidae.